Molecule: messenger RNA, 1340 nt
Organism: Zeugodacus cucurbitae (melon fly)
Lineage: Eukaryota; Metazoa; Arthropoda; Insecta; Diptera; Tephritidae
Gene: Syx17
Product: syntaxin-17
Exons: 2
Coding region: 159-1067 (302 amino acids)
Biological process (GO): exocytosis; intracellular protein transport; vesicle fusion
Cellular component (GO): plasma membrane; endomembrane system; autophagosome membrane
Molecular function (GO): SNAP receptor activity; SNARE binding
Source: RefSeq, a predicted model, not a curated record
UGGCCUUUAUUUGUCAUAUCACAAAUUGUCACAAACACAAAUUCUACGUGAAAAUUAAAUCGAUUUGAUAUAUUCUGAAAUAAGUUUAUAUAUAUAUAUAUCUUAAAGAAUCCCAUAUUAUGUUUUAGCUUCUCUGAGAAUUGAGAAAGUUAUACACAAUGGCUUCGAACGACAAAAUACCUUUAAAACAGGCCGAAGUUUCAGUUCGACGAUUUAAUGAUCUUGCUAUACCACAUCAUUUGAGUCUCCUGAAAAAUCAUCGUAGCAAUAUCGAAAAAAGCUUAGCGUUAGGUGAUUGGAACAAAAUUAAGAAGGAAGAAAUUAAUGCAACUCGCGUAAUUAAACAACUUAAGAAUUUGCUGCUUGAAAUGGAUACUCUACGUGAAAGGGUCCGUCCUGAAGACUUACAAAGGUUCGAUAUAAUGAUGGAAGAUGGUAAAAAUAAAGCUUUCCAAGGCAUGAGUGAAUAUUUAGAACUUAAACUGAAAGCACCGUCAUAUAAUAAAUACUCAAUCUCAUUGGCAAAUUGUGAAGAGGAAGAAAAUCCCCCACCUGUAGAAAUAGGGCUAACCACUGCACACCGGCAAGUAAUACCUCCGAUUGAAACGAAGUAUGAACAGCAAGAAUAUCAGUUGCAACAAAGACAAGCAUGUUUGGAUGAACUAGAACAAUUGCAAAACGAGAUCCGGGAUCUCAAUGGAAUGUAUUGUAAUAUGCAUCAUCUGGUCCAAGAACAAGGAGAGAGUGUACGUGUCAUUGCUGAUAACGCGGAAGAAGCCCUUGAGAAUGUGCAAAUUGGUGAAAAUAAUUUGCGCAAAGCCCUUACAUACAAAAAAGCGAUGUAUCCGGUAGUUGGUGCAUUGAUAGGCACUUGCGUAGGUGGCCCUAUUGGAUUGGUAGCUGGUUUGAAAGCAGGUGGUCUGGCGGCGGUAGGCUGUGGAAUUCUUGGAUUCACUGGUGGUUCCGUUCUGAAAAGCAACCCAUCAAUAAAUCCCGCAGUUAUGCAAGGUAAUAUUGAGGAAGAAAGUUCACAAGAGCCUAUAGAACUGGAAAGAACGGAUGAAUGACCCUCAGUGUCGGAAGAACUAUCUAAGGAAUGCACGAAAAGGGCUUGUCCUCCAUUGGUAUUACCAGUAGCCAGUAAAGGACAGUUAGAUUUUGUGGCACAAGCUACGACAGGUGUGAUAUGUAGAGUACGCAGUUACUGUUCUAUACAAUGAAGACUUAUUUAUUUAUAUACAUACAUAUGUAUGUACGUCAUAAUUAUGUUUUUCUUUUCUACACAAUUUAAUAGUUGGUUUAAUAUGUGUGAAAAUAAAGCAUAAAUGUUAAAAUAAUAA